AUGGUUGUGAAGUCUCACGUCUGUGACUGGCCUAACUGUGGCAAGGCCUUUACUCGUGCUGAGCAUUUGCGGAGGCACGCUUUGAACCAUGAAGAACCACGGAGCGGAUACACUUGUGAGCGAUGUUCGGUUCACUUCAACAGGCCUGAUUUACUCACGAGACACAUGAUGCGACAUGCAAAACGAGACGAAGAAGCCGGCGGCCCUGGUCUGGGAAUAUUGGAAACCCGGAAAAGAACUCGACGCGCCGCGAACGGAACGAUCGUGACGAAGCCGGCUAAACGACAAGCUAGGAAGGCGAUAUCAAAUAGGCAUGCUCGCUCCGUAUCGCAUACGUCUUUCGAAAGCGCAAGUGAAGAGAAUGCUGGGCUCAUCGAAUCCCACGACUUUCCCCACGGGGCCCCUGUUUCUCCUCCAUCAUCUGCCCACCUCGAGAGUCGCGACCAACGCAGUAAUAUCGGGAUCAGUGACGAGGAUGCGCUACUGGCCCCUAUGAUGCCUGCUGGUCCCUACGAGCCAUAUGUCGAACCAAUUGCGGGGCAAUUUGACGCGGCGGAUGGAUCGUGGGGAACUUCUCCUUUUGGCGACAUGUUUACCGCAGACACGGCAAUGGAUUUCAAUAUGCCUUUUGCAGUCACUCACAACUACAACUGGCUUUUCGAUGUCUCCUGUCUGGACGACGCCUUUGUCGAUCUGGAUUGGCCACUGGAACCAAUCUCUCCCAACCGAGACUCAAUCCCAUCUUUGCCGGGAGAAGAGAGAGAUGCAACCCGGGAGAUGAAUUCUGGGGAGUUUGUAGAGCUUUGCAAUUCUGAUAUGGACUUCAAUAUGGACCCUUCGUCGAUGCUCCUCGAAGCAGCAACGUUCGUCGAUAAAGGUCUGUAUCCGGACGCUGGCACAUCCAGUAAUAUACACCAGCAACCCGGUCAGACGGCCUCGGAGUAUCUGGAGAUGGAAUGGAUGACUGGGCAGCCGCAGUUGGAUACAUCAUCUCGACCUCGCUUGCCCCAUCUUUCAGAAGAAACGCGAAGCAGUAUUCUGGGCUUGAUCUCCCACGCAAAGGAUGUGAACGGCGCCUCGCCCUUGUUAUCACUGGAAGCUCUCCAGGGAUAUUGCGACCUUUUCUUCUCACGAUUCAACGUAGCGUACCCGUUAAUCCAUCCAGAAACCUUCAAUCCUAAUCGAGCAGAACCGGUAUUUCUAGCUGCUGUUCUUUGUUUGGGAGCAACAUACAGUAGUCGGGAGGCACACCAGAUCGCGGUUGGAAUCCAUGACUCUUUGCAAAACCAACUUUUCUGCCAUCCAGAUUUCUCUCCUCAGCCCGAUCUGUGGGUUCUGCAAGCAAUGCUCCUGAUUGACUGUUUUGGGAAGAUGCGGGCGGGUCCAAAACAAAGAGAUCGAGCUCAGUUGUUCCACUGCGUGCUCAUCAAGAUGAUCCGUCGCAGUAACUGCUGUGUCAUCCAAGCACCCACAAUCCGCAGUCGACCAAAAGACCUAGAGCACGCCUGGAUAGAAGCAAUGGACUUGGAGCAGCGGAAGCGGCUGGCAAUGCACUGUUUCAUGUGGGAUACUCAACACGCAGUGCUCUUCUCGCAGUCCCUGUGCAUGUCGGCUUUCGAGAUGCGGUUCCCCUUGCCCUGCGAUGCCAGCACCUGGGAAGCUUCAACGCCGGAGCAGUGGUUCCAAUGCGCAAUGAAAGAGUCCAAUCACCCAUUUUUAUCGGCACUCAAAGGAUAUAUCGCACCUCACGCCGUGCACCGUCCCCGGCAUCUCAACGCCCUUGCGCGUAUCUUUCUCCUGCACGGACUGAUGUCUCUCUCCUCAGACCUAAGACGACGAGACCAAACGACGAUCCGAUCAGAGACUCCCGAGCUAGCUGGCGCAUGGAAACACCGGAUAGGCCGAUCAUAUGACUUGUGGAAGAUCGACUUCGACGCGGACUGCAUGGCAAUGAAACUGGGUCAGGCCGCAAACCCCCGCCGGUUCACUGGUAUCAAGAUGGCGGCCCACGCGCUAUAUCGGUCAGCCCAUAUCACAUUGAGUGGAGAAAUCCUCGACCUACAAAUCUGCGCUGGGACACCGCACAUUCUCGGGCGUGCAGUGACACAAAGCGAUGUCGAGCGAUCGCGACGCAACAUCCCCCAGUGGCUCCAGGAAGAGUCUGGAGUGGCACUGAAAGCCGCAAAGCACGCGUCUUUAAUCCUGCAGGACGCCGUGAUGAGCCUGGACGACUGGGACGACGCGGACGCGUUUCAUUUCCCGUGGUGUCUGUAUCUCGCGACGCUGACUUGCUGGGCGUUUCAUAUGCCAGAGGAAGGUCAUAAUGUACCGAACCCAUGCCCACAAAGCGAUGAAGAUGCCAAAACGGAGAUGUCGUCGCUGAUAGUGGCCAUGACGACGUGUUCAAGUCUGGACGAGUUGGCGUCAGUCGGCGUUCACGACGCGAUGAAGGUGUUGCUCCGUCUGGUCGGUUUGUGA
This is a messenger RNA of Aspergillus chevalieri, 2478 nucleotides long. Its product is annotated as C2H2 finger domain transcription factor. Gene Ontology annotation, molecular function: RNA polymerase II cis-regulatory region sequence-specific DNA binding; zinc ion binding; DNA-binding transcription factor activity, RNA polymerase II-specific. The coding region runs from base 1 to 2478 and encodes 825 amino acids. Gene Ontology annotation, cellular component: chromatin. The record is from RefSeq and is a predicted model, not a curated record. Gene Ontology annotation, biological process: DNA-templated transcription; regulation of transcription by RNA polymerase II. Lineage: Eukaryota; Fungi; Ascomycota; Eurotiomycetes; Eurotiales; Aspergillaceae. The transcript is spliced from 4 exons.